AUGUCUAAAAACGUCUUUUUAGCUCUCCUGAGCCUUACUUUUGUGUCUGUCUCUGUUUAUGUUAUUCUGCGUGCCCAGGUCCAACCAAACCGGACAAAAAUUUUCAUAAUUACCCCGACAUAUGCCCGACCUACCCAGAUGCCAGAGCUUGUGCGUUUGUGUAAUACUUUUCGGCUGAUUCGUGAUAUACACUGGAUAAUUGUUGAGGACGCAGAAUAUACAUCAAACGAGGUUGCAGAAUUCAUAGCACGUUGUCAAAUACCCAUUACACAGCUUCAUGCAAAAUCUCCGAAGACAAGAAGAAUCAGGGGCAGCAAUCAACGUAACGAAGCUAUCAGAUGGGUUCGAAAGGUCACCAAGUCACGAGAAAUGAAAGGGGUCGUGUAUUUCGCAGACGACGACAAUACCUAUGAUCCGAGGAUUUUUGAAGAAAUGAGGACGACUGUACGAGGUUCCACAUGGCCUGUCGGUCUAGUUGGUGGUCUGACCCGGGAAGGCUGCGUCACAGACAAGAAGGAUCCCUCAACGAUCAUCGGCUUUGAAGCCUCGUAUAAACCCAAUCGCGCCUUUCCUAUCGACAUGGCUGCCUUUGCAGUAAACCUGGAACUGUUUCAUCGCUAUUCCGCAGCUGCCUUCGACUACACCUAUGUUGGUAUGCAGGAGGGUCGCAUACUCUCACAGCUGGGAUUUAAAAAUGCCUUCGAACUAGAACCAAAAGCAAGUGGAUGCACCGAGGUUAGAUAA
Dibothriocephalus latus is the source of this 744-nucleotide messenger RNA. NCBI's taxonomy places the organism in Eukaryota, Metazoa, Platyhelminthes, Cestoda, Diphyllobothriidea, Diphyllobothriidae. The record is from the annotation of a GenBank genome assembly.